Molecule: messenger RNA, 1476 nt
Organism: Cladocopium goreaui
Lineage: Eukaryota; Dinophyceae; Suessiales; Symbiodiniaceae
Source: the annotation of a GenBank genome assembly
AUGAAGGCCCACCAGUUCACCAAUGAGAUUCUCAACAGGAAGCGCAACAACCUGGGUACUGGCCCUGUGACAGGGUUGCCUGCACAAGGCACUGACGAUACACCAGACCACUCUCCAGGGGCAGGCCCUUCAACUGCCCGAACUAUAGUGCAUAUGAUGCAAAAUAUGCUGGAUGACUUGAAUGUCAUGCACCCCGGACUGAGAGAUGAUGUCAGAGCUGCCAAUGAUGAUGGGCCAGGUGAUGGUGGUGGGAGCCCCAGUAGCAGCUCCAGCUCCUCAAGUGACCAACGAGCCAGCCAGGAGCCCAAGAAACAUGACUGGCCGUUGCCUGCACAAGGCAGUUCUGAAGCUGCAGCAGCUGAAGCUGCAGCAGCUGAGGCACUUCCAACAGUUGAGGUUCCUGAAACUUUACCUGUGAUUGCUACACCUCCAAGUGGCCCUGCUGGGUUGCCUGCACAAGGCAUGGCUGGCUCUAUGACCAGCUGGGCCAAUGCAAGUGAAGCUGAACCUCUCUCCCCUGCACCUGCCCCCAAAGCCACAGCUGCCAAGGCUGCAGCUGCCAAGGCUGAGAAGCACCCCCCCCCCAUCCCCAAAGAUGCUGCCAAGAGGAUGCACCGCAAGUUGAAGACUUUGGCAAAGGCUGGCAAGGAUGGCCUGCAAAAGGCUUACAACCAGUGCAGGACUCAUGAUGAGAAAAGGGCUUUCUUUUAUGACAAAUACUUGCUUGAUCCUGAGGUCAGUGAAAAGGCUGUCCUGAAAAAGGACACACAGGAAAGUGUUGUCACUGAGGACAACAUCGAUGAUUGGUUCACUGCUGAGCAAGUAGCCAAAUUCAAAGGCAUCGAGCCUGGAGCUGAACAUUUCAAGGAGCUUGUGAAAGCCUCAGUGAAGGACCUGCCAGAGAGGGACCACGAAGAUGAAAACCUAGCUGCUUUGGGUGUGAAGCAGUACCACUACCAGGCCACCAAAACAAAGACCCAAACCCUCAAGAGAAAGGGCCUGGAACCCAUGGAGCAGGUUGGUGAUGUCAGCACAGAGGAUUUCACAGACAUGAGAGCUGCAAUGAAUCCUGGCACAGGACAAAGAAUGAUUGGCAGCUCCACCUCUAAGCAGCAGAAGGCACUUGAGGACAAGGAGUCUAGCCUGCAUAAGAAGUGCAAAAGCAGUCUUGGCAGCAUGGCGGCUGAGUUGCACAACUGGGACACUUUGCUGGGGAAGAUAGCUGCUUUGCCUGACACCAGUGAAAUGAAGCCUUUGCUGCAAAAGCAAGUGCAGAGCCAGAAGAAGUGCUUGGAGGAUGACAAGAAAAAGUUCCUCACUGAACACUUGGCCUUUCCCAAGACUUGCAAAAACGAGGCUGAUGCGGAAGAGAAGCAGGAUGGCUUGUCUACCCUGGCUGACAGCAUGGCUGCCUUCCUCAAAGGCUGGAAGAAGGAGCUCUCUGCACACAAGAAUUUCCUGGAGCAGGAGGGUUGA